UACUACUCAUCUGGCUAGACUUUUAAACUAUAAGUUGCUUAAAAUAUCAUCCCAUAGUCAUGGGCGCCGACUUCAAACAACGCUGAAAUUUCUGGACCAAGGUCCAAGGGCCAAGGAUAAAAACGCAAGUUACAUUGAACAUGUCAAAUGUUAAGUCAUUUUCCUUGACAAUUUACGAGUGGAUAAAUGUCAAAACGAUCAUGGUGACAUAGAAGUUAAUAUUUUUUGUGUUAUCAUCAUAUCAUCAACUUAGCAUUAUAAAUUGUAAGACCAAUGUUAAAUUUCACUGUCAGUUAUUUGUAUAAACCUAUAUUGUGAUGUCCAUCUCUAUAUGGACGUACAUGCAUAAUGAAGCAUAUGAUCUAUUCGAUUGGGCGAAAUGUGGAGAUAGCACGUUGUCCGUGAUGCCGACAGUGCUGUGGGCGGCCGGCGCGGCGGCGCUCGCGCAGCGCCUGCUCACCGCGCUCUUCAGGCGGUUCGUGUUCAGAAGAGUGCCGCUCUGGGAAAUCAUCUUACAGCACCUUCUUUUCAUAUGGAUGGUGAUCUACAGUCUACACUUCUGGAUGAUGCUAGUCAAGGUUGUGAAAACAAUUGUGGAAUAUUGUUUCGAAAUAUUGUUUCAGGAGGACCAGCAGGUAGUGACAGAGGAAGACAUAGAAAGCCGCAAGCUGAUGCAGCAGUGGAUGAUCUGGAUGUGCGGCGUCGCGCCCCUGGCCGCCUACAUCCACACACGGCCGCGGCCAGAGAUACCGCCGCUCAUGAUAUGGAUAACUACGAGCCCCUGGCAGCGACGAGAAAUGGGCCCCUAUGGGUAUUACCUGAACAGACCUCUCUCGUCCCUGCAGUCUACAACAAGCCUGUCCGUCAGACAACAAGCCCUCACCCUCCGGAGGGCUUUCAGCGACUCCAAGAUCAUCAUAAAAGAACCUCCCAAGAAAAAGAGAUAUUCGAAAUCAGUGUGAUGACGAUUAUAGAUGCCAGCCUGUUUGUCGAGAAUUUAAUAAAUCUGUAGUCGUAAUUCAAUAAAAAAGUGGAAUCUU
Trichoplusia ni (cabbage looper) is the source of this 1040-nucleotide messenger RNA. RefSeq lists its product as uncharacterized. The record is from RefSeq and is a predicted model, not a curated record. Lineage: Eukaryota; Metazoa; Arthropoda; Insecta; Lepidoptera; Noctuidae. The transcript is spliced from 5 exons. The coding region runs from base 318 to 962 and encodes 214 amino acids.